Molecule: messenger RNA, 1139 nt
Organism: Truncatella angustata
Lineage: Eukaryota; Fungi; Ascomycota; Sordariomycetes; Amphisphaeriales; Sporocadaceae
Exons: 2
Coding region: 121-1065 (314 amino acids)
Source: RefSeq, a predicted model, not a curated record
AUCUUCCAAACCCUGCAUGAUCAAUAUUCUUUUUCUUCCGUACAACUCUCACCACAACAUCGACUUACCAUCCCGUCAUCCUUCUUUCCAAUUGCUAUAGAAACGCAGCAGUUUGUUACAAUGUCCAACAACACUGUCGGCGUUUUCCCUGCAUCCGGAGGCAUUGGAGGCAGCACUGUGAAAUACCUCCUUCCACGUGUUUCCCCCAAGAACCUUGUGUUUAUUGCUCGAAACCCUGCCAACUUGGACUUUGCCCGUGACGCUGGUGCAACGGUUCGCAAAGCGGAUUACGACGAUAACAAGGCACUUGAGCAUGCCUUUGACAAGAUUGAUACAUUGUUCUUGAUCUCUUAUGCCUCAAUCGAAUAUGAGCACCGAGCCGAGCGUCACCGAGCAGCAAUAGAUUUUGCUAUCCGCAGUGGAGUCAAGUAUAUCUUCUACGGAUCGCUUGGAUUUGCUGGAAAGGAAAGCAGCAAGAAAUCAGUGGCCCACGUGAUGCAGGCCCAUUUGGAUACAGAGAGAUAUCUUGAAGAAUGCGCCAGCAAGCAUGACGACUUCUGCUACACGAUUGUCCGUGAGGGCCUAUAUUCGGAGUCGUACCCGUUGUACACGGCAUUUUUCGACCCGACCAACCCCGUUGACAAGAUAAAAAUCCCACACGAUGGUUCAGAACCUGGAAUUGCUUGGGUGAAGCGCGAAGAGCUUGGUGAGGGAACAGCUGAGCUUAUCAAGCGGUUUAUUGAGAGCGAAUCGAAAUUCAAGUUCCGUGGUCAGACCGUUCUCCUUUCCGGUGUCAAGAUCUUGAGUCUCAAGGAAACUGUGGAUAUUUUGGGCAAGAUAGCAAAGAAGCAAGUGCAUAUCCAUCAAGUCUCAGAAGACGAGUUUGCAAAGCAGCCUCAGGUAUCGCAAAACUUCACCUAUAAAGAUGUCGAUUUAUCAAAGGCUUGGACAACAGCAUUUGAGGCAUUUCGUAGAGGUGAAGCGGCUGUCGUAUCCCCGUUGUUAGGUGAAUUGUUGGGUCGAGAGCCGGAAAGCUUUGAGAAGACGAUUUCUCAAUCAAUCUAAUUCAAUUUCAACCUAUGUCAUAAUGGAGUAUGAGGAUCCAAAUUCUCCAUGAAUAAAAGAUAUCAAUCACCGUC